Messenger RNA from Filobasidium floriforme, 1708 nucleotides. RefSeq names its product putative ATPase. The coding region runs from base 137 to 1492 and encodes 451 amino acids. Gene Ontology annotation, biological process: vacuole organization; endosomal transport. The record is from RefSeq and is a predicted model, not a curated record. Lineage: Eukaryota; Fungi; Basidiomycota; Tremellomycetes; Filobasidiales; Filobasidiaceae. The transcript has 8 exons. Gene Ontology annotation, molecular function: ATP hydrolysis activity; ATP binding.
CGUCGUCACUACCACCUCGCAGUCUAAUUAAACACGUCUUCCUUCCGACACUCCGACGCUCACUCACUAGAGGCAUCCACCCGGCGUCACCUACCUAUAAGUACCCGCCCCGGACCGGAGUGACAGUCAGGGAAUCAUGAGCAAUUCAAACUUCCUCGACAAAGCGAUCGAGAUCGUGGGCAAGGCGAUCGAGUAUGAUACCAAGGGGGAGUACGCUGAGGCGUACAAGAAUUAUCAGAGUUCUUUGGAUUAUUUCUUGAUGGCCAUGAAGUACGAAAAGAACGACAAGCUCAAAGCCCUCAUCCGAAACAAAUUCACCGAAUACCUCGACCGCGCCGAAAAGCUCAAAGAACACUUGUCCAAAUCCGACGAAAAGCGUUCCCGAGCCAAGGUCGGGGCGAACGGGUCCAGCUCGGGAUCGACCGGUGCAGGCGGUGUUGGCGGUGGUGCUGGUGGAAACGGAUCCGGGGAGGGGGGUGACGAUGUCGAUCCCGAGGUGAAAAAGAUGCGAGCAGGACUAUCCGCCGCCAUCCUCUCCGAGACCCCGAACGUACAAUGGUCCGACGUGGCCGGUCUGGCUCAAGCCAAGGAAGCCUUGAAAGAAGCCGUCAUCCUACCCAUCAAGUUCCCUCAACUGUUCACGGGCAAGAGGACCCCUUGGAAGGGGAUCCUGCUUUACGGACCUCCGGGGACGGGAAAGAGUUUCUUGGCGAAAGCCGUCGCUACCGAGGCGAAGAGUACGUUUUUCAGCGUCAGUUCGAGUGAUUUGGUCAGCAAGUGGAUGGGAGAGUCUGAACGACUGGUCAAGCAGUUGUUCCAGAUGGCGAGGGAGAGUAAACCGGCCAUCAUCUUUAUCGACGAGAUCGAUUCCCUGGCUGGAGCACGUGGAGAGGGAGAGAGCGAGGCUAGUCGGAGGAUCAAGACCGAGUUCCUCAUUCAGAUGCAAGGAGUAGGCCACGACGAUACCGGUAUCCUCGUACUGGGCGCUACCAAUAUCCCCUGGCAACUCGACCCGGCCAUCAAGCGUCGGUUCGAGAAACGAAUCUACAUCCCCUUGCCCGAUGUGGACGCGAGGAAACGGAUGUUCGAGUUGAACGUCGGGGGGACGCCUUGUGAUCUCGGGCAGAAGGAUUGGAGGGAUCUGGCGGGCAUGACCGAGGGGUAUUCGGGAAGUGAUAUCGCCGUCAUCGUACGGGACGCUUUGAUGCAGCCUGUCCGUAAAGUCCUCAGCGCAACGCAUUUCCGCGAAGUCGACGCACCCUCCCCGGACGACCCCAGCAAGACGACCCGGAAACUGACCCCUUGUUCACCUGGCGCACCGGGCGCGAUCGAAAGGGCCUGGACGGACGUGGAUUCCGAAGAGCUGCUGGAGCCCAAGUUGAGCCUGGGGGAUUUCAAAAAGGCGAUCGAGGUCAACAGGAAGACGGUGACAGAGGCGGACGUGAGGAAACACAUCGAGUUUACGACCGAGAGUGGUGGGGAGGGGUCGUAGGUGGCCGCCAGAGGGAGAUGUGGUUUUGGUGUACUAGAAAAGUGAACCGGUUGUAUAUACCCCUCGACUCGAUGGUGUUUUUGGCUUGAUUCUGCUACAGGAUCCAUGUCUCUUAGGUCACCUGUAGUGUCUAUCUUUCGGGAAUAGCUGCUCUCGCUAUCCAUGAGCGGGGUUCUUCUCACUGGCGGAGAUGAUUCGCAAGUUCCAAUAUCCGCU